Funneliformis mosseae is the source of this 423-nucleotide messenger RNA. The record is from the annotation of a GenBank genome assembly. NCBI's taxonomy places the organism in Eukaryota, Fungi, Glomeromycota, Glomeromycetes, Glomerales, Glomeraceae.
AUGUAUUUUUCAAAUAAUUCAAGUUUAUUCAUUGUGAUCUCUGCACUUUUUGUGAUUUUUUCACAAUUCAUAAUCACUUCUUAUUCGGCUCCAUUUUCUUCUCAUCUUCAAAAACGUGCCUUUUUAGGUAAUGCUACAUAUUACGAACCAGGUUUAGGUGCAUGUGGUGUAUUUUCAUCAAGGUUUGACCUGAUAGUAGCGGUUAACGCUGCUCAAUUUGGUAACACGCCAAAUCUUAACCAAAAUCCAAUAUGUGGUAAAAGAGUUAUUAUAAACGGUCCAAAAGGAACCGUUACUUGUCGAGUUGUAGAUAGAUGUCCUGGAUGUUCUUUUGGUGAUUUGGACUUGUCUCCGACCGCUUUCGAAAAAAUUGCCAACCUAGAUCAGGGUAGAGUUCAGAUCACUUGGGAUUUUAUUAAUUGA